AUUUUCAGGAUCUUUAAAGGAACUUGUGUUAAGGAGAUACGUAGAUGGUUUCAGGAAAAUGUUGCCGUUCCUUCAGUCAAUUUUUUUCUGCAACUGUGUAGGCAUAGUCAUGUAAAAUGCAACCAUUGUGUCCCAGAUGUGAUAAAGGCAUCGCCGUUCUAUCCGUUAGCUAAGUGGUUCCUCUGUAAGAAGCGGAUACCCCAUACCUACCGCUACGAGUACUGAAAAUUUAUCCGUUCCCGUAACUAGUCAAGAAACGGUGUAG
Molecule: messenger RNA, 265 nt
Organism: Porites evermanni
Lineage: Eukaryota; Metazoa; Cnidaria; Anthozoa; Scleractinia; Poritidae
Source: the annotation of a GenBank genome assembly